This is a messenger RNA of Bolinopsis microptera, 1686 nucleotides long. RefSeq lists its product as uncharacterized. Gene Ontology annotation, molecular function: nucleic acid binding. The transcript is spliced from 10 exons. NCBI's taxonomy places the organism in Eukaryota, Metazoa, Ctenophora, Tentaculata, Lobata, Bolinopsidae. Gene Ontology annotation, cellular component: PET complex. Gene Ontology annotation, biological process: piRNA processing. The record is from RefSeq and is a predicted model, not a curated record. Bases 86 to 1369 code for a protein of 427 amino acids.
AUUUAAUUGCAGAGUAUGUAAAAGGUAGCUAAAGACGUCACUUGGUUCUACACAAUCACAAGAGCUAAUUGCAACCUCGUACACGAUGUCUCCACACACCAAAACCGACACCCCGACCUCGGGCACAACCGGGACAGGGACCUUCACAGCUUCCGCCGGCCCUAAGUCUACUUUCGGGGCCGGAUCCUCCAAAACGGGAAAAUCACGUGGAUCUAGUCGGCGGAGAAGAAACAAGGAAAAACUGGUAGAGAAGAAGUGGAUGAUAUUUGAACCACCCUCCGAAGACGAACCCUACCCCGGCAUGACUAUCGUGGACACGAAAGAGGGAGUUAUCGAGGCUUUCGAGAAAAUCAACCAUUACCUGAAGCCGAGAGUGAAGCAGGCUACCAGAGAAAUAUUCGUCUCGUUCGGAGGACACAACAUCUCAAGAGACGGUUUUAUCUCGCUGAUAGCGGUGACAGAAGGUAAUGGUAUAACCUACCUCUUCGAUCUAAUAACUCUCGAGAAUGAACUUUGGGAUAAUGGCAUGAGGGACUUUCUAGAGAUCCCGUACAAUGAGAAAGUGGUAUUCGAUACCAGGGAAGUGAAGGAUUGUUUGACUAACAACCACGGCUUCGUCUACAAAGGUAUGUUCGAUCUACGAAUUAUCGAGGUUAUGCAGAGGGGAAAAGUUAAAACAUACAAGGGUCUACCACACGAGAAGAUUGAAAAAGGAGGAAUAACAAAGACAGUGGUCUCAAAAACUUUCCUCUUCAAGAUAGAUGACAUAUUCACAUAUUACGUCAAACCUUCUGAACGGGAAGAAAUGAAAUAUAUAGAGGAAAAGCUCGAGGAGAAAACAUGGAGGAGUAGAAAAAAUGGAAUCGAGAAUAACUGCCAGCGUUGGGUGUUCGAAUACCAGAAGUUUCUGAUAACACUAUGGAGAAACUACAAGUUCGGGACUAUCCAACAGGACAAGUUGUGGUGGAUAUCGUCGGAACUUUACAACGCUCUCUUCCACGACAAGGACCUCCGAACAUACAAUAAGUUUGAGGUUAACAAUCUGGUGCCCAAGUUUGUACUCUGUGUAGGAACAACUGACCAGCCUCUUGGUGGGGUCAGGUGUGUCAAGUGUUUCAGGAUGAUGCCUAGCACCGAGUUUACCCAGGCGAUGAUCCGUAAUAGAUCUAUCUGUGCCUGUACCAACUGUGUGCUCAUGGCAUCUGACAAUAUAAAGCAACCAAAGGCGACAGCAAAACCACCGAAAAAGAAGAAGAAGACCAAGAAGAAGAAAGUGAGGAUAGCAGGGGGCGAUCCAGGCGGGGACUCUUCCAGCGGUAUAUCUGCAGCAGGGGGUGAUUCUUCAGGGGAUGAGAAGGACAGUAAAUAAUUUCUCGUGAUGGAGAAUAGUAAAUCUUAGAAGAUGUUAGAGGAUUGUAUGUGUUGUUUAGUGAGCCCGCCGUAUUCCAUGAACUGCCCAUUUUCUGUUCAUAGCACAUUAUAUAAUUACAACCUAAUAAAUUUGAGUAAUUUAACGCUGUAUAACCAAAAACGAUCAGGGAAAAGGUGACGUCAUUGUCUUAUAGGUUAGAUUGUUAAUUUGAGUUAUGUUAGAUUUACAGUUGUUGGAGUCGAGUUAUAAAGCAAUUUUUGUAAAUAAAUUAGAAUCAAUAAUUAUUACAACGAUAACAUUGAAUUAGUACAAUU